CUCACCGUUGAUCAAUUAAAUUUUAUAAAAAAAACAGAGCAAAGCAAAGAACAACAUAAUGAUUCAAAACCCAACUGUCAAAACUACCAGUCCAAUGUUCAAGUUUCUACCUAAGCCAUAUUCUUUAACUAAUUAAAAACUCCUAGCACUCUAUGUUGAUUACAAAUUUUCAUUGUUUUAAAUUGAUACAAUGGCGCUGAUGAUCAACUGGUAUGAUUACAUUUGUUUUGGUAUUGUAGCAGUGUCCUUUAUUUGCUCUUUAUGGGUGGUUUGGAGGAGGGAAUUUGGUAUGGCUAGAAAUGAUGUUCAUGUGCAGCUGUGGAGCAGUUGUUGCAAAGAGGUUCACCCUGCUUGGCUCCUAGUUACUCGGUUGAUCUCCUUUGUUGUCAUGGCUGGGUUUCUGUUGUGGGAUCUUCGAGACUGGGGCGCCUUAAUCUUCAUCUACUACACUGAGUAUCUUCUUUUUCUUUUUAUUUUUCCUUUGGUGCUUUUGCCUCUCAAUAGCAUGUUCCAACUAGUAAUGUUAGGAAAUGGACUCAUUUAAGGUGCAAUGUAGUAUUAAUAGACUUCUUGUAUUCGUCGGGUACUUGUAUUUAUAAUUAGAAUAAAGUUUUCAUUUUUUCGCCUUGGUAAA
This is a messenger RNA of Mercurialis annua (annual mercury), 634 nucleotides long. RefSeq lists its product as uncharacterized. Lineage: Eukaryota; Viridiplantae; Streptophyta; Magnoliopsida; Malpighiales; Euphorbiaceae. The record is from RefSeq and is a predicted model, not a curated record. The coding region runs from base 191 to 544 and encodes 117 amino acids. The transcript has a single exon.